AUGGCCACCAGCGGGAACUCUAUUAGAACAGCCGUUGAUUUAGACAACUUAAUUAAAGAAUAUACGUAUUUUGAAAAGGUAAGUGAUAUAUAACAUGAUAAUUCCUUUUGAAGAUAUACAGCAUUGUUAGAAGAAACAAGUUUCAUCUUAAAUUCAUCACCAUGCAAUGGGAUGAUACUCAUUUUGUUGUGAAAGACAAAUAGAGCUCGAGAGAAGCGUGGUGGGGAGGGGGGUGGAGCAGCAAGUGAAUGCACUUGCACCUAAGGACCAUAGCUGCGUCUCAGUUUGGCAAGAAAUUCGCCACUUAUUUUUUCUUUUUGUAGGUAAUGAGACACACAGCACAGGAAAACAGCUGCCUUGAGAAGGAAGUACGAUCCCUUAAUAAGCAGCUUCAGUCCAGCCAGGAGGCUGAAAAGUUGUCCAUAGAAGGUUGGUGUUUAGGGAAGCCUUCUUGUGUGAUUGAUCUCCUUGCUUAUUUCUAACAAACUGUAAAAAGAGUGGGCGACUGCGGAUUGAGAAUUUGCUAGGUGUUAGUCUGGAGGACCGAAGACCAGCUUACUUUGGGCACGCGAAAGAUUAGUCUGACAUGGCUUUUUCAGAGCCUGUUAUGGAAAAUGUUUUAAGAAUAAAGUCACGUCACGUUUCGUGCAUGGAAAGAUAUGUAACGAAAUUGUUUCCAUCCUUAAACUUCCUUGUGACCAAUCGGUUUGUCUUUGCGUUUUCAUAUUCGUUUUCCUAGGCAAGUUAUUGUUUUAGGGCUUUUAUUCAGCUGACUACAAAUACUUUGAUCGUGGUUCCUCUGACAGACUUGGUUCUUACUCAGCGGGUUGACCCACAUCUUAUAUUUCAACACUUGUCUAUCAGCCCUUCAUAAUCUGAACAGAAAAUUGUAUACCAGAUACUCACGAGAACCGGCUCUUACUCUUCUCGUUGUUUUAUAUCACAGAAGCUGGAAAGUUCAAGGCUAUGGUAGACAAUCUUCAGAGGAUCCUUUUACAAAGAUGUGACAAAGAAGGUAACAAUUAGCAUCCUCAAGGUUUCAAAAGAUGAUCCCUUUUAGCGUUGGCUUUUUACCGAUUAGUUUUGGGUUCUUUGUAGAGUUUUUUUAAAAUCUUUUUUUGUGUUGUUUCCGCUUUGUGUGUGCAUUUUUGCUCUUGAAGUGUUUGAGUAGCUUAAAGCUUUUGCUAACACAAGGCUUUAACUAAUACCCCAGAACAGAAAUUAAAAUAGCGGUAAAUUUAAACCUCGAAGCCUUGGUUGUCACUAUUCCACUAGUUUUCUGGUAACUGGUAGGUAGUUAACAGAACUCAUUGCUGCUAAUUUGAGUAUAUAUUUCUUCAGAGGAGAACGCGGAACUAAAGUCACACUUGACUGCAGUUACAGAAAAAACAGCCCGUCUUGAACAGGUUAGCAUCAGUGACCUUUCAUCACCACUUUUCCAAAGAGUUCAAGAGAGUCUUAACUUUAAAGCAUGAUUUCAAGUAAAAAUACGACCCAUUAAUCAAUCAGCAGCAUGCGGUCCAAUUCUGUCGGACCGUCCGUUGAUCAGAAGGUCUUAGAACAAAAUGGUCAAAUGAUCUUUUACGACUCCUCAGGAACACAAAACUGAACUUUCUGAAGCACUUAAGAAUCAUAAGCAAGAGAUUCAGAGGGUUAGACAAGAGGAAGUUCAACAAAGUAAGCCAAGGAGCUCAUAUUUUUAGUCUCGUGAUCUGACAGGCUAGGCACCUUUUAGGCUCGAUAAAUAUUUUGACGCAACAGCUUGACAAGAAGCGUUUCAGUUUGUUUUUCAUUUAGAUUUUACGGAAUAAAGGAGACAACAAUUUGAGGAAUUGCAUUUUUGGAAUGAACAGUAUAAAAAGAUUUACAGAGUUGCAUGGUUUGAUUUUAUUUAUGUUUAGGUUUAUGAACUCAGUUCUGGUUUUGUGUUGAAGUUGAUGCUCAAUUUGUUUCUUAUCACUUUCGUUACGUUAAGUACGGGAAAAUACGAGAUAAGAGCGAGUUUUGGUUGCUGUAGUAUUGAAGAAAUGGUUUUAUCAAGAAGAACAUGAGAAGCAAGCAAAGCCACUGGUCUUCACCCUUUCUACUCAUGACUGUUUGCUUGAAAAGCUCUCUUACUCAGUGCUAAAUUUGACCUGACCAAAUUUGAAUACGUUCCUUGACAUCAGAUAGGAAGGCAAUCACAACACUGGAGAAGUCCCUACAAGGAAAGGAAAGUCAAAUACAGCAACUCGAGAAGCAGCUGGCUGAUAUGAGUCACUUGCACCAAACAGAAAUAGUCAAGCUUCGCUUAGAGGUGGGACGGUCAAACAUAUGUGCAAAAAGGGGGGUGCUGAAAGGAGGUUUUCACUGGAUAAUUCUUUUUUCGCUUUUUCUUGACAAAGAAGGAGUAACUUCUAUCUUGCGAGCGCACUUCCUUUGCAAUGCCACCGAUGAAAGCCGGUUACUUUCUCUAUAUUAUUCAUGUACAAUGUCAUUUUUAUAAAUAUUUUAGGCCUAUAGCUGUGUCAAGAAGCUUGUUCCAUUCAGUAUUCUGUAUUUACCUUGGCAGUUUGACGAAAAAAUAUUAAAACUGCAACGUGAAAGAAAUAAUGCCAAAGCUCAGGCUGGCCAAUCGUUUAAUGCCAACACCGACAUUUUCCGAAAGGUUAGUAACAGGUAGAAACCACAGAAUGCUUUUAUUUAUCAAAAAUUGGAUAAAAGGUCAGAAUAUUAAGAACAUAUGAAUGAUGAAGAUAAUUCGACUCUCAGGGGGACCCAGACUAAUUCCUUCUGCCUACGCUGAUGAUGAAACAAAUAAAAUGGUUCUUUUUUUUCUACGACUUAGAGAAAAAUUAACAAACUUUCCUAUCUAUAUUUGAGAUCGUAUCUUCUUUUCGAUGGUUUGUGAAAAGGACCACGUUUGAAUAAUUUGACGUAUUCUUAUAAAUAAAUAAUUUUCAUGAUCUCAAAAUUUUGUGUUUCAUUCUUUAUUAUUUUUCAGGCGCUUAGAGUAAUUAGAAACUUAUAAAGUCUUUUUCAGGUUAAUGAAACAUUUGAGCAUCCGAGAUAGUACUUUAUAAGUAGCCUCUUGAAGAUAGCUGAUACGCGUACAUAUGCGGUAGCGUGACUACAUAUGCAUGUCCAAGGCGAAUAACAAGUAGAGAAAUUGUGGUUUGCUUAGGCUCUGUUUCGAGCUUUGUAGAGCGAUAAAAAUAAGCUGACUGAGGAGAAAUUUUGCGAAGGGAAUACAGGAACUAGGCAAUCAUCUCCCUGUUCUCUCGCUUGUAAACCUUGAACUUGAGUCUAUUCACCGUCAGUAACUAUAUUAAACAAAUGUUCCUUUCUUUGUUUUAGAAACUUCAGUUUGCCAAAGCCGAGGCACAAAAAGAAAUAAACUCCUUGAAAAGUCAAGUCGCCGAGCUGGAAAGAAAGUUAACGAUGCGCCAGAUGCCAGCCUCUAAGAGAAAAUUGUUCUGA
Pocillopora meandrina is the source of this 3459-nucleotide messenger RNA. The record is from the annotation of a GenBank genome assembly. Lineage: Eukaryota; Metazoa; Cnidaria; Anthozoa; Scleractinia; Pocilloporidae.